Messenger RNA from Prorocentrum cordatum, 650 nucleotides. The record is from the annotation of a GenBank genome assembly. Lineage: Eukaryota; Dinophyceae; Prorocentrales; Prorocentraceae.
GCUCGAGCCAUUUUGGCUAUCGGGCGCAAAGGCUCAAAGGUGCCCCCCCUGCGCCGACGGAGCGCCCGCCGCGCUCCGCCCCAAAUGCUGCGCCGCCGCGGGGGCUAGCCGCCGGGGCUCGCACGCCCGGGCCCCCCGCCCCUGCUGGGGGAUGGCCCUGCGGCGGCGCCCGAACAACAAGGUGAAAGAGUUGACCGAGGACCAGUUGACCGACAUAAAGGAGGCCUUCGAGCUCUUCGACACCGACGGCUCUGGGUCCAUAGACGCCAAGGAGUUGGGGGUGGCAAUGAAGCAGUUGGGUUUCGACGCCUCCGAGGAGGAGAUCAACCGCAUGAUCGCCGACGUGGACGCCGACGACAGCGGCGAGAUCGACCUGGAUGAGUUCAUGAGCAUGAUGACCAAGAAGAUGCUCGGAAGGGAUAACAGGGAGCAGAUGAUGGCCCUCUUUCGGUUUUUCGACCGCGAGGGCACCGGAAGGAUCACUCGAAGAACAACAAUUCCAUGAACGUGAAUUUUCGGAGCUCCGGCCAGAGAUCUUGGAUCGGCGCCCGAACGCCAGCAACCAUUGGCGCGCUCCGCGCGCCAGGGGGCGGGGACCAGCGCAGCUCCAAGAAGUCCGCGCUGACCUCCGAAAGCGUACGUUUAUGCCG